Zalophus californianus (California sea lion) is the source of this 3525-nucleotide messenger RNA. RefSeq names its product G protein-coupled receptor kinase 3 (gene GRK3). Lineage: Eukaryota; Metazoa; Chordata; Mammalia; Carnivora; Otariidae. The transcript has 22 exons. Gene Ontology annotation, biological process: protein phosphorylation; regulation of signal transduction; G protein-coupled receptor signaling pathway. The coding region runs from base 76 to 2217 and encodes 713 amino acids. Gene Ontology annotation, molecular function: G protein-coupled receptor binding; ATP binding; G protein-coupled receptor kinase activity. The record is from RefSeq and is a predicted model, not a curated record.
GCGUCCCGUCCGGGUCCCGAGGAGCCGCCGCCGCCGCCGCCGCCGCCGCCGGCGCCGCCGCCGCCACUCGCCAACAUGGCGGACCUCGAGGCAGUGCUGGCCGAUGUCAGCUACCUGAUGGCGAUGGAGAAGAGCAAGGCGACCCCGGCCGCCCGCGCCAGCAAGAAGAUCGUGCUGCCGGAGCCCAGUAUCCGGAGUGUGAUGCAGAAGUAUCUUCAGGAGAGAAAUGAAAUCACCUUUGACAAGAUUUUUAAUCAGAAAAUUGGUUUCUUGCUAUUUAAAGAUUUUUGUUUGAAUGACAUUAAUGAAGCUGUACCUCAGGUGAAGUUUUAUGAAGAGAAUAAAGAAUACUCAGAUAUUACGAAAGUCAAUGUCACCAUUUGUCUAUCUGUUGAAAACGCUUUGUUCCCAAAAAUAAAAGAAUAUGAGAAGCUUGAGAAUGAGGAAGACCGCCUUUGCAGAAGCCGCCAAAUUUAUGACACUUAUAUCAUGAAGGAGCUGCUGUCUUGCUCACAUCCAUUCUCAAAGCAAGCUGUUGAGCAUGUACAGAGUCACCUAUCCAAGAAACAAGUGACAUCAACUCUUUUCCAGCCCUACAUAGAAGAAAUUUGUGAAAGUCUUCGAGGCAACAUUUUCCAAAAAUUUAUGGAAAGUGACAAGUUCACUCGAUUCUGUCAGUGGAAAAACGUAGAAUUAAAUAUCCAUUUGACCAUGAAUGAUUUCAGCGUACACAGGAUCAUUGGACGAGGAGGAUUUGGUGAAGUGUACGGUUGCAGGAAAGCAGACACUGGAAAAAUGUAUGCAAUGAAAUGCUUGGAUAAGAAGAGGAUCAAGAUGAAACAAGGAGAAACAUUAGCCUUAAAUGAGAGGAUUAUGUUGUCUCUUGUGAGUACAGGGGACUGCCCUUUCAUUGUCUGUAUGACCUAUGCCUUCCAUACUCCAGAUAAACUCUGCUUCAUCUUGGAUCUGAUGAACGGGGGCGAUUUGCACUAUCACCUUUCACAACAUGGGGUGUUUUCUGAGAAGGAGAUGCGGUUUUACGCCACUGAAAUCAUCCUGGGCCUGGAACACAUGCACAAUCGGUUUGUGGUUUACAGAGAUCUGAAGCCCGCAAAUAUCCUCCUGGAUGAGCACGGACACGUCAGGAUAUCCGAUCUCGGUCUCGCCUGUGACUUUUCCAAAAAGAAGCCCCAUGCGAGUGUUGGCACCCAUGGGUACAUGGCCCCCGAGGUGCUGCAGAAGGGGACAGCGUAUGACAGCAGUGCCGACUGGUUCUCCCUGGGUUGCAUGCUUUUCAAGCUUCUGCGAGGGCACAGCCCUUUCAGACAACACAAAACCAAAGACAAGCAUGAGAUAGACCGAAUGACCCUCACCGUGAACGUGGAACUCCCAGAGGCCUUCUCGCCGGAACUGCGGUCCCUCCUAGAAGGCCUGCUCCAGAGAGAUGCCAGUAAGCGGCUCGGCUGCCACGGAGGCGGGGCACAAGAAGUAAAGGAACACAUCUUUUUCAAAGGCAUCGACUGGCAGCAAGUCUACUUACAGAAGUACCCUCCACCCUUGAUUCCUCCCCGGGGAGAAGUCAAUGCUGCUGACGCCUUUGACAUUGGCUCAUUUGAUGAAGAGGAUACCAAGGGCAUCAAGCUUCUUGAUUGCGACCAAGAUCUCUACAAGAACUUCCCCUUGCUGAUCUCGGAGCGCUGGCAGCAGGAAGUGGCAGAAACAGUUUAUGAUGCAGUGAAUGCGGACACGGAUAAAAUCGAGGCCAGAAAGAGAGCUAAAAAUAAGCAGCUUGGACACGAAGAAGAUUACGCUCUGGGAAAGGACUGUAUCAUGCACGGGUACAUGCUGAAGCUGGGGAACCCGUUCCUGACUCAGUGGCAGCGUCGGUAUUUUUACCUCUUUCCAAACAGACUUGAAUGGAGAGGAGAGGGAGAGUCCCGGCAAAAUUUACUGACAAUGGAACAGAUUCUGUCUGUGGAAGAAACUCAGAUUAAAGACAAAAAGUGCAUUUUGUUGAGGAUAAAAGGAGGCAAGCAAUUUGUCUUGCAAUGUGAGAGCGACCCUGAGUUUGUGCAGUGGAAGAAGGAGCUGACUGAGACAUUUAUGGAGGCUCAGCGACUCCUGCGCCGUGCCCCCAAGUUCCUCAACAAGUCCCGGUCCAGCGUGGUUGAGCUCUCCAAGCCUCCCCUCUGUCACAGGAAUAGCAAUGGCCUCUGACACCCGGGACAGGAGGGUCCUGGGGAGACGGGGCCUCGAGGAAGCCUGUACCGGGGGUUUUCUGCCCUUGAGAGGGAGUCUUUUGGAGAAGUCCGGGGGUCAGAGGUUCGGUCCACUUGUCCCUGGGGCCCUUCCACGGCUGGGACGACCCAGGACGCCAAGGUGCUCCUAAUAGGAGCUGUGACCGUGGUCCGGCCCAGGCCGGCCUCCCUGCCCUUCUGAGUGCCUCCUGCGCAUGACAUCUGUCCACGCUCAAAACUACUGAAGAAACAAACGAAAGUUCUUUCCCUUUCUUACACACCCGUUUGGGUAGACGUGAACCUAGAACUUGAAAUGAUUCCUCCUUAUCACUUCAGUUUGUAUGUCUGAUAGCAAACAUAUCUUAGACUUGCCAAGACGGAGUGCAGCCCUCUGCAGCGGCGGGUGCCAGAUGGCCCGAGCGCUGCCCUGUGUCCUCUGCUGGGCUCACACGUGUCUGCUCCACGCUCCUGGGGGUCAGCACACGUUUCUGCCGUGCACUUCAGCACCGACCGACUUCUUGAUGCCCCGCCUGGCGAGCUGAAGAUGCUUUCUGAGAAGCUUGCCCUUCCCGCCAGGUGUGCGGCACCACCCAGGUACCUGCCUGCCUCUGACAGGGAACAGAGGGAGCGUGCCCUCAGAGGACUUGGGAGUCGCUCAUGACUGACGGCGUUCAACAUUGGACCAUUGGAAGGCUUCACAGGGAUUCCGAAGGACAGGCAGUGGGGUUUUAACUUUCAGGGCAACAGCGGUUUUCAAAAAUCUUCAAAUAAAUCGCACUUUCACGUGUCUGGGUGCGCACGGACGCUUGGGGGUGAGUCUGUCUUGGGCUCCAACAAUAAGCAGUUAUAGGACAGGGUCAUUCUGGUUCCUUCUGCCUGCCCUCGGAACACAUAUCCGUAAUGGAUGUGUAAAGGAAGGAAAGAAUUCCUCUGUUUCACAUUGUAGUAUAAUUUAAAAUGAAUUUUAUUGACAAAAGAAUGCUGAAGAAUGAAUGUGUUGAAAUGAGUUAACUGUGUUUGUUGACUUCCGUGUCAGCCUUCACCUGUCAUUAGUGAAUGGUACUUGGCCCCGGGUGGGUUGUCCCACGCGGUGACAGCAGUGGGGCGGGAAGGCUUGUUGCCUAAUCCCAGGGGCUUCUCUUCUCCCCCAUGGUUCCCCCACGAUGCGUUCUGUGCCCUUUUCACGCCCCAAAUAAAUGCUGGGCUGUGCUGGGCUAUAUGAACAGUGUGUUUCCCAGUGAAGUCCUGUCACCAGACUGAAAAUAAUAACAAUAAUUUUUGAAGUCCA